Messenger RNA from Endocarpon pusillum Z07020, 381 nucleotides. RefSeq lists its product as uncharacterized. Bases 1 to 381 code for a protein of 126 amino acids. The record is from RefSeq and is a predicted model, not a curated record. The transcript has a single exon. Lineage: Eukaryota; Fungi; Ascomycota; Eurotiomycetes; Verrucariales; Verrucariaceae.
AUGUUCUGCGUGGCUAAGCCUGAUGACUUGCAGAGUGGAAAAGCCCUAGGAUUUAAGACCGUCAGCGAUCUCGAGGGAGGUUUUGCAGGAGGGAUCAACGGCGCUUUAGGCAUUGUGCAUAAUGCACUGAACUUUGCGAUAGUUGCCGUUCAAGCGGUUGGUAACCUCGGAGGAGCAGCUACUAAGUUUGCUGGAACUAGAACACUUCCAACUCCUGUCCCCGAUGACAAUGUGCAGCCUCACGCGUCAAACAGCCAACAGACCAACCCAUCUCCUCAUGGUCAAGCAUCGGAUAUUGGCAUUGAUCCGGCUAUUGCAGGAGCCGAUCAGAUUCAGGGUCAGCUCUUCGAAUUGUACGACCUGGUGCACAGAUAUCUAUGA